Molecule: messenger RNA, 993 nt
Organism: Nannizzia gypsea CBS 118893
Lineage: Eukaryota; Fungi; Ascomycota; Eurotiomycetes; Onygenales; Arthrodermataceae
Product: DUF636 domain-containing protein
Exons: 2
Coding region: 1-993 (330 amino acids)
Molecular function (GO): carbon-sulfur lyase activity
Source: RefSeq, a predicted model, not a curated record
AUGGCUGACCUUGACAUGGUUGAAAUCAUCGCGCGCUGUCUGUGCCGAGCAAACGAGCUGUCCUGGCAGCUGCCGAAAUCAUCGCUGCCGCUCGAUGCCGGGAUUUGCAACUGCAACUCCUGCCGUCACGGCACCGGAACGCUGGGCUUCAUGGCGUGCACAUGGCCGCUCCCCGUCCCGGAGCUCCCGGGCUGCUCUAGGGCGGCAUUCUCGCCGCGCGCAGACGUCUACUUUUGCGCAACGUGCGGCACGCUCAUGUUCAUGCGCCAGAGAACCCAGCCGCCCUGGACGGGGCUGGCGCUCGGAGCGCUCAAGGAUCCGACGACCAUGUGCAGGCUCAGCAUGCAUCUCUGCCUGGCCGACACCAAGGACGGCGGCAUGUCCGUCUGGUUGGGCCGUGUAAACGGCACUCGGCUGAAAAAGUACGCUACUGCUGAUCUACAAUCCGAAUUUGAAGCCGUAACUGCAAAGAGCGGAGAAGAAGGGAAUUUAAAGGCGAGCUGCAGGUGCCGAGGGGCUCAAUUCACGAUAACGAGACCGACGGAGCUGCCAGACAAGGCAAUCGCUGCACAAGAGAAAUCAAGCAGCAAAGGGAAAUACACCGCGAGUGUAUGCGUCUGUGACUCGUGCCGCUUAUCGGUAGGGUGUGAAGUAAUGGCAUGGGCAUUCAUCCCCGACGUCAAUAUCCUGCACGACAACAAUGAGCCAUUACCCGACCCUCCUGUGUUUGGGACAAUCAAGCACUAUGCCAGCUCGGAAGGCACGGAUCGCUACUUCUGCGGAGGGUGUGGCGCCGUCGUCUUCUUGACGUCCAAGAGGCGUCCGAAAAUGCUUAACGUGGCUGUAGGGCUAUUCCACGAUGCAUCGGGGGCCAGGGCUGAGGACUGGCUCUGCUGGACGACAAGCACGGGCCCGGAAACCGCCUCUGAUGGGCUAAAAAGGGACUUUUUGACCGAGGAUUUGACCAAGCAGAUGAUCGCAUGGAAGAAGUAA